CCCAGACGAUGAUAAUCUACAUAUGGCUCGCCGCGCUCAUAGCAGCUCUCUUCCUGUACUGCCGACAGCUCUACUCUCGGUUUAGUCAGUAUGGGGUCAAACAUAAGCCGACAAUCCCACUGCUGGGCAACAUGGCGCCCAUUUUGUUCAAACGGCAACAUAUGGUUCAGUGCCUUACAGAAUUGUAUAGUGAGCAUCCGAAAGAAAGAUUUGUGGGUAGAUACGAGUUCACCAAGCCCAAACUGCUUGUCAAAGACCUGGAACUGCUGAAGAAAAUUGCCGUUAAGGAUUUCGAGCACUUUCUGGAUCACGCUUUAUCUGUCAAUAGUGUCGACCCACUCUUUGGAAGAACCUUGUUUGCAUUGAAAGGUCAAGAAUGGAAGGACAUGCGGUCAAUGCUGAGUCCAGCGUUCACCAGCUCCAAGAUGAAGCACAUGCUGCCGUUAAUCGUGGAGGUGGGAAACCAGAUGAUGGUGUCUUUGAAGAAGCAACUUAAAGAGAGUGAACAUGGUUACAUCGACUUGGACUGCCGAGAGCUCGCAACUCACUACGCCAACGACGUAAUAGCUUCCUGUGCGUUUGGACUGCGAGUCGACUCACACUCCGAGCCCGAUAACGAGUUCUACAAGAUGGGCUACGUGGCUACUAACUACACUUUCGGGCAGAUACUCAAAUUCUAUGGUUAUUCGGCGAUCCCGAGAGUUAUGAAGGCAUUCGGUCUUACCGUUCUCUCAGACAGCACUAGGGAUUUCUUCAACCAUCUGGUGAUCGACACGAUGAGGGACCGCGAGGAACACGGCAUCGUGAGACCUGACAUGAUCCACCUCCUCAUGGAAGCCAAGAAGGGUCGACUAACUCACGAAGAGAGUAAAGAUGCUGAUGCCGGAUUUGCGACUGUUGAAGAGUCUGAUGUUGGGAAGAAAUCUGUGAAUCGAGCCUGGACAGACACAGAUCUGACAGCUCAAGCUUUCGUCUUCUUCCUCGCCGGCUUCGAGACCAUCUCCACAGCCAUGACCUUCCUCAUGUACGAGCUGGCCCUCAACCCUGAGGUUCAGGAAAAGCUGGCGAAGGAGAUCAGGGAGCAGGAGAAGAGCGGCAAGUUCGAUUAUGGGUCUGUGCAGAGGAUGACUUACCUGGAUAUGGUGGUUUCGGAAAUAUUGCGGCGCUGGCCACCAGCAAUAGCGACUGACAGACUUUGCAUCAAGGAUUACAAUUUGGGAAAACCUAACGACGAAGCUACAACCGAUUACAUAAUGAAGGCCGGCGAAAGCCUCAACAUCCCCGUAACGGCGUUCCACCACGACCCUCAAUACUUCCCGGAUCCCUUCAAGUUUGAUCCAGAGCGGUUCUCCGAAGAAAACAAGCACAAAAUCAAACCUUCGACGUACAUGCCUUUUGGGAUAGGACCACGAAACUGCAUCGGCUCCCGAUUCGCCCUGUGCGAGAUAAAAGUGAUGAUCUACCAGCUCUUGCUGCACGUGGAACUGUCACCUUGCGAGAGAACACCCAUCCCUGCCCAGCUCACUACAGACACCGUCAGGCUGAGGCUAAAGGGGGGACAUUACCUGCGGAUGAAACUUAGGACAUAACCGCCUUUCGAGAAUUGUCAAGGAUUCCU
Messenger RNA from Cydia amplana, 1618 nucleotides. Its product is annotated as cytochrome P450 9e2-like. Lineage: Eukaryota; Metazoa; Arthropoda; Insecta; Lepidoptera; Tortricidae. The record is from RefSeq and is a predicted model, not a curated record. The coding region runs from base 9 to 1589 and encodes 526 amino acids. The transcript is spliced from 10 exons. Gene Ontology annotation, molecular function: oxidoreductase activity, acting on paired donors, with incorporation or reduction of molecular oxygen; iron ion binding; heme binding.